GGCACACCCUUGCGCCCUGGGUGCGUUGUCGAGGUGUCGGAACCCUGCCUUCUGCCGCCUUGCUCGCCAUGGCUUCCUCCCGGGUCCGGAUCGGGAGAUGGGUGGCAGCAGCCAGGGCGGCCCAGAGGCGCCCCCGUGUGGACAGCCUGGGACAGCCUCGGAUUCCCGAGUCCGCGAGCACGCGUGCCGCGCUUUACGUCCACUGGCCCUAUUGUGAGAAGCGCUGCAGCUACUGCAACUUCAAUAAGUACAUCCCCCGCGGCGUGGAGGAGGGGGCCAUGCGGAACUGCCUGGUGACGGAGGCACAGACGCUGCUGCGGCUCAGCGGGGUGCAAAGGGUAGAGUCUGUGUUCUUUGGUGGGGGAACCCCGAGUCUGGCCAGUCCUCACACUGUGGCUGCUGUCCUGGAGGCCGUGGCACAGGAAACCCAUUUGCCUGCGGAUUCGGAAGUCACAUUGGAGGCUAACCCCACUUCAGCCCCAGGUUCCAGGCUGGCAGCUUUUGGCGCAGCAGGAGUCAACAGGUUGUCCAUUGGUCUGCAGUCCCUGGAUGACACGGAGCUGCAGCUGUUGGGACGGACUCACUCGGCCAGCGACGGUUUGCAGACUCUGGCAGAAGCCAGGCGCCUAUUCCCUGGCAGAGUAUCGGUGGAUUUGAUGCUGGGGCUACCGGCACAAAAGGUGGAGGCGUGGCUUCGACAGCUCCAGAGACUGCUGUGCCACUGCGAUGACCACCUCUCCCUCUACCAGCUGACCCUGGAACGGGGCACUUCACUCUUUGCCCAGGUGCAGCAGGGCACCCUCCCAGCCCCUGACCCCGACCUGGCUGCUGAGAUGUACCAGGAGGGCAGGACGGUCCUUCGAGACGCUGGCUUUCGCCAGUAUGAAGUCUCCAACUUUGCACGGAACGGGGCGCUCAGUACCCACAACCGGACCUACUGGCAGUGCGGUCAGUACCUUGGCAUUGGGCCUGGAGCCCAUGGACGAUUUGUGUCCCAGGGAGCCGGAGGUCACACCCGGGAAGCACGGAUCCAGACGCUGGAACCAGACAACUGGAUGAAAGAGGUGAUGCUGUUUGGUCAUGGCACCCGGAAGUGUGUCCCCCUGAGCAAGCUGGAGGUGCUGGAGGAGGUUUUGGCUAUGGGGCUGCGCACUGAUGUGGGGGUCACUCAUCAGCACUGGCAGCAGUUCGAGCCCCAGCUGACCCUAUGGGACGUGUUCGGAGGAAGCAGGGAGGUGGAGGAGCUGCGAGCGCAGGGUCUGUUGCUGUUGGACCACAGGGGUCUCCGGUGUUCAUGGGAGGGGCUAGCUGUGCUGGACUCACUGCUGCUGAUCCUCUUGCCUCAACUCCAAGAAGCCUGGCAGCACAGGACUCCCUCACCUGUGUCAGGAGGAUGACCAGCUGCUUCUGCAUCACAGGGCAACAGCAGUUGGACUUCUAAGGUUGGGCCGGCAUGGCGGUCAUCUCUCCUCUGCCUGCUUUAAGGUGCCGGCCUCUCUGCUUUAAGUUGUUAUUGCUUGGCUCUGAUGUCCCGACGGGGAUGGCUACAGUGAACUGGGAGAAAGUGCAUCUCUGGUCCUGGAGUUGGUACCCACCAACAUCUCAGGGGCCACAGAACAGCCUGUGUUCCCAUGUGAGCCUAGGAGGUACUCGUCACACACUGGCUUUUGUUGGUCCUUUUGGACACUAAAUAACAAGCAAUAUUUGGAAGUUAUUCUGCAGGGAAUUGUGUCUGUUGGAGAAGUCUCCCUCAUUCUGGAGUAAAGCCCCGAGUUGGCGUGUAUGAUUCAGUAGAACUAAAUCCCCUCCAGGUAUCUUAAACAAGGGAAAAAAACGUAAGAGUGGGAUAUUUACAGAAUCAUUUGAGAGGCUGGAGAGAUGGUCCAGUAGUUAGAGCACUGCUCUUCCAGAGGACCAGGGUUCAGUUCCCAGCAGCCAUGCGGUGGCUCACAACCAUCUGUGACGCCCAUUCUAGGGGACCAGGAACCCUCUUCUGACCUCUGCAGAUACCAGGCACAUAUGUGGUACAUGGACACUCAUUCAGGCAAAACACUCAUGCAUAAAAUAAAAAUAAAUCUUUUAUUAAAAAGCAUAUUUGAGGUUUGUAGUCAAGGCAAUUUGUUGUACAGAAUGGGUCCCACACUCUGGGUUUAUCUGAUUAUCUGAUUGUUUUCUUUCUCAAGACAAGGUUUCUCUGUGCUAUAGUCCUGAUUGUCCUAGAACUCCUUUUGUAGACCAGGCUGGCCUCAGACUCACUGAACUCAAGUGCUGGGAUUGCCAUUUCCCCACAGCAAAGAACUUUCCUUUGUUAUCGAUGUAAUGUUAGGGUCAAACCUGUGGCCUUGCUCAAGUCGGACAACUGUUCUCUUGCUGAACAAGCCAGAGUUUCUUUUCUUUCUUUUGUUUUCUUUUCUUUUCUUUCUUUUUUUUUUAAUUGAGCGACCCUCAGUGUUAGAAUCCAGACCAGAGUGCUGCUCAGGCCAUGCCCACCUGCAGCAACCUCCUCGGUCUAUGCUAGAAAUGAAGAAAUGCCAGGCUGUGAAUCCCUAGCUCCUACCGGGCUCCUCGGUGCCCCACCCUUUAGCCCCCAGGUUGUCAUACUCCCUGGACAUGGGAGGGCUGUCAUAAUGGGUUUGCCUCAACUAGAUGCUCCCCUCCUCUUCAAAGUGGCUUAUUCCUUGCUGGCGAUGCAAACACCCUCCCUCUUUUUCCCUACUGCCUGCAGGGGAGUCAGAGACAACCCUGAAGAAGGGGAAAUCUCCCCCUUCCUCCAAAGCCUAUAUGGAAGGGACCCCCCCCCCGCCAACUUUGCCUUGUAGAACUUGAAUUAUCAUCAGAGCCCUGGCCAUG
Molecule: messenger RNA, 2850 nt
Organism: Microtus oregoni (creeping vole)
Lineage: Eukaryota; Metazoa; Chordata; Mammalia; Rodentia; Cricetidae
Gene: Rsad1
Product: radical S-adenosyl methionine domain containing 1
Exons: 9
Coding region: 69-1397 (442 amino acids)
Biological process (GO): porphyrin-containing compound biosynthetic process
Cellular component (GO): cytoplasm
Molecular function (GO): coproporphyrinogen oxidase activity; 4 iron, 4 sulfur cluster binding
Source: RefSeq, a predicted model, not a curated record